Molecule: messenger RNA, 2395 nt
Organism: Malania oleifera
Lineage: Eukaryota; Viridiplantae; Streptophyta; Magnoliopsida; Santalales; Ximeniaceae
Product: L-ascorbate oxidase homolog
Exons: 11
Coding region: 1-2070 (689 amino acids)
Molecular function (GO): oxidoreductase activity; copper ion binding
Source: RefSeq, a predicted model, not a curated record
AUGGAAGAAUUCAUGAAUCUGACUCAGGAAUUGUUGACAGUGUGGCAGUACGCUGCCAAAUUCUUGGAGCUAUCCCGAUUCACUCAAUUCGUGAUACCGGAUGAAGUGAAGAAGGCCUAUAAGUUUCAUAGGGGUCUGAGGAAGGAGAUCCGAAACAGUGGAGCCUCGCUGCAGCUAUAUAGAGGGAAUACUCUAACACAGGGUGGUGGUCAGCAAGGGGGUACGGCCCAGGCUAGGGUGUACUCUUUGACUCCCAGUGAUGCUGAGAAUGCGGGUGAUGUAGUCACAGAUUAUGAACUGAUGGUGGCUACACCGUCUGGAUCUGUGGUCGAGUGUAGCAAGGUAGUUCGUGACUUCCCGGUUGAAAUUCGAGGAAAGGAAAGGAUCCGUGUGGCGCAGAAGGAGGAUCCUGAGUUGGUUGAGGUUAUGGAAGGAGUUCAGAAGGGGUUAAAGCCGAAUUUCAGCAUCUCUGGUGAUGGGAUAUUGAGAUUUCACGGCAAGGUUCGUGUAUCGAAUGAUGCCAUGAUUAAACCGGUCAUUCUAGAGGAGGCACAUCGUUCACUUUACACUGUACAUGGGAUAUUGAUAAACGGGCAGUUCCCGGGGCCACAGAUUGAAUGCGUAACGAAUGAUAACUUGAUUAUCACUGUUGUCAAUUGUUUGGACGAACCUUUCCUCCUCUCUUGGAAUGGGAUACAGAACAGGAGGAACUCAUGGCAAGAUGGGGUGUACGGGACGAACUGCCCAAUCCCGCCGGGCCAGAAUUUGACAUACGUUCUGCAAGUGAAGGACCAAAUUGGCACCUACUUCUACUUCCCUUCCCUUGCACUCCACAAGCUCGCCGGAGGUAUUGGUUCCAUCAAAAUUGCCAGUCGCCCCCAAAUACCCAUCCCUUAUGGUACUCUCGCCGGAGAUUUCACCAUUCUCGCCGGCGACUGGUUCACCAAAUAUCACAAAGAUUUGAAGAAAAAUCUAGACAAUGGACAAAUGCUCCCUUUCCCUGAUGGGCUUCUGAUGAUUAAUGGAAUCGCAUCGAAUGGUUCGAUAUUCACAGUUGAUCCAGGAAAGACAUACAGGUUUCGGAUAUCGAAUGUGGGAUCUGCAAGUUCAAUAAAUUUCAGAAUACAGGGGCACAGCAUGCUGCUGGUGGAGGUGGAGGGAACCCACACCCUCCAAAACACUUACUCUUCUCUUGACGUCCAUGUGGGGCAGUCCUACUCUGUUUUGGUUACUGCCAACCAAAUAGCCCAAGAUUACUUCAUUGUUGCUUCUUCCCGUUUCACUCCCAAAGUGCUCACUGCAACCUGCAUUCUUCGCUACAGCAACUCUGCAAGACAUGUUUCUGGUCUUCCUCCUGUUGGGCCAACCUAUCAGAUUGAUUAUUCUCUUAAGCAAGCUAAAUCUAUCAGGACGAAUCUUACAGCAAGUGGGCCAAGACCCAAUCCCCAAGGCUCUUAUCAUUACGGAAUGAUCAAUGCUUCUCGUACAAUCUUCCUGGCCAACACUGCUCCAAUUUUCAAUGGGAAGCAGAGAUAUGCUGUGAAUAGUGUGUCCUUCAUCCCUGCCGACACGCCACUUAAAUUGGCUGACUGGUUCAACAUCUCUGGUGUUUUCAAACUUGGGAGCAUCCUGGACAAUCCCCCCAUCACUGGCUAUCCUACCAUCCAGACAUCAGUCAUGGAUGCCAAUUUUCGAGCUUUUGUCGAGAUUGUUUUCCAGAACAAUGAGGACACUCUACAAUCAUGGCACAUUGAUGGUUAUGCAUUCUUUGUUGUUGGGAUGGAAAAUGGGCAGUGGACUAAUCAGAGCAGACAAACUUACAAUUUAAGAGAUGCAGUUUCUCGUUGCACUACUCAGGUGUAUCCCAAAUCUUGGACUGCAAUAUACAUGGCUCUGGACAAUGUGGGAAUGUGGAACAUAAGGUCCGAGAACUGGGCACGCCAAUACUUGGGCGAGCAGUUCUAUCUACGGGUCUAUUCUCCUAAACUGUCUUGGAGAGAUGAAUAUCCCAUCCCAACGGGUGCUCGUCUCUGUGGUCGGGCAUUGGGCCAUAAGACCAGACCUUUAUGAACCCUUACCAUCGAUUAAUUAUCAUGAGGGAAUGCUAGAUGAAGAUGCUGAUAUGGAUUGAGUACUGGAUUUCUUUAAAAGAAAAAUAUAUUCAUUACUCGUGCAAGUUACUUGCAAAGUUCAACAACUCAUGUUGCAUUAUUUCUUGGAAAAUCCAAGUUGAUUUGGAAUUAAAUAAUCCAGUUUGUGUAACUCAACAUUCUUCCUUUUAUUUUCAGUGACUUUUUAACCUUUUCCCUUCAAUUAGACCAGUGGUAAUGUUGUCUUCAGACAGUAUUGUAUUGUUUUAUAUCUCCUAUAAUACUUGAAACUACGUGGUGCUAAA